Metarhizium brunneum ARSEF 3297 is the source of this 741-nucleotide messenger RNA. RefSeq lists its product as uncharacterized. Lineage: Eukaryota; Fungi; Ascomycota; Sordariomycetes; Hypocreales; Clavicipitaceae. The record is from RefSeq and is a predicted model, not a curated record.
AUGGAGCAGCAGGAUCCUCAUGACGACCUCAGCCCCCUAGCCGAUCUAACCUCGGCUGCGCAAGAACGGCUGAGCUACGUGAGGGCCCAGGGAUCUCGACGACUAUCACGCCAGGCCGUUCUCAACAGGUCGCUGAGUUUUGGUCGCCCAAAUUUCGAGCCCGUCGUACCGUCGCCCUUGGGUCAGCCGAGUUGGAAUCAAGAGAGUGUGCCCUCGCCAGAGUCGCCGGUUGAGCAGAACAGCGACGAUGACGGACCGCGUCUCGAUCAAGGUUACGACAAGGAGCCAGUCGUAUUGCAUCCGGCCGGCCUAGAAAGAGUAUCUCCCGAGGUUUGGGCCCGUUGGUAUGUCGAGCAGAGAGAUGAUGGGUCAGCGCAGGCUGCCGGCGUUACGGAAAGGUCAGCGUCUCCGAUACAGUUGCUUUCAGAAUAUUCAGAUCCAGACUUUACAAAUACCUCUUUUCCAUUCUUCUCUCCACAGGAGCCUAUAGGGCCGCCUUCACGGUCACCUGCUGCCUCGAUAUCAUCCCGGCUGGAUUCACUGCCGUUGGAUGCCUCCAGUACCGAUCCGCCGCGACCCCCUUCACCGUCUACCGCCACGUCUAAUACCUCCGGCAGAUGGACAAGUAUUAACGCUCCAUCGACGUCCAUUGAGAGAGGUGCAUCUUUGGGGAAUAGUAUUCGGCGACCAGUUUCACCAGCGCUAGACGGCAGCUCAGCAGACCUAUCUUGGCUGUUGUAG